Molecule: messenger RNA, 2197 nt
Organism: Camellia sinensis
Lineage: Eukaryota; Viridiplantae; Streptophyta; Magnoliopsida; Ericales; Theaceae
Product: amino acid transporter AVT1C
Source: RefSeq, a predicted model, not a curated record
UCUGUAUGUUCUUCCGUAGUCGACAACUGAACCUUCUGGUAAAAAUUAGAGGAAGAAAUUUCAAGUGAGAAGAGCUUCACAUUUCUUGAAAGAGUCUCUGUAUAUAUAAAGCAGCAAAAGCUGUGAACCAAGCUAGACAAAAAAAAAAACCUCUCUCUCUCUCUCUCUCUCUGCCAAGAGUUGGUUGGUUGGUUCAACUUCUAGAGAGAGAAAACCAUCAAUACUCUGUGUGUGUGUGUGUGUGUGUGUGUGAGAGUGAGUGAAAGGUCUAGACCUUUUGGGACCUUUUGCGCUAAUUUUUCUUUUGAGGCUUGGGAUACCCAGAAGGAGAGAAGGGUUUUGAGGAGAGAGAUUUUGGGAAAAUGAGUUCGGCUUCAGAACAGAGUUUUUACAUUGAGAGCGAAGAGGAAGAUGAGGAGAAGGAAUUUAACAAGGCGGAAGAUGAUGGAAACAAUUCGGAAUCUUCGAAUCAUUCGAAUGAAAAUCGGCAGCAGAGCAAACCCAAUUCUCUCAAUACAACAUGGCCUCAAAGUUACAGGCAAUCAAUUGAUCUGUAUAGUAGUGUAUCAUCCCCGAGUCUUACAUUUCUUGGCACUCCCACGUUAUCAAGAUUAAGCAGUUCACUUCUUUCCUCGUCAUUGACGAGGAGACACACUCCUGAGAUAUUACCUUCUGUGGCUAAACCUCUUUUGCCAACAGUAGAUAAUGAGCAACAACCGCAACAAAGACGUAGUUCCCAUUCUCUGCUUCCUCCUAUUCCGUCGAGGAAGGCUUCCACAAAGAAAUUCGCCAAGGUAUCACAUGAAGUUCCAGUUCCUCGCCAGAGUUCAUUUGGCCAAGCUGUGUUAAACGGCAUGAAUGUUCUAUGUGGGGUGGGAAUCCUUUCUACUCCUUAUGCUGUCAAAGAAGGUGGAUGGGUUGGCCUCUCGAUAUUGUUUAUUUUUGCAGUCCUUUCUUUCUACACUGGGAUUCUCUUGCGAGAGUGCUUGGACAGCCAACCUGGUCUUGAGACUUACCCAGACAUUGGCCAGGCUGCGUUUGGUAACAUGGGACGUUUUGCAAUAUCAAUAAUUUUAUAUGCAGAAUUAUAUGCUUGUACCGUUGAACAUAUUAUUUUGGAAAGUGAUAACUUAUCAGCACUAUUUCCAAAUGCACAUUUAAAUUUGGGAGCAUAUGAAUUGAAUUCUCACCAUUUGUUCGCAUUGUUGACCACCCUCGCUGUUCUUCCUACGGUUUGGCUGCGAGACCUCAGUGUCCUUAGUUACAUCUCUGCUGGUGGAGUUGUUGCCUCAAUAUUGGUAGUCAUUUGCUUGUUCUGGGCUGGCUUGGUGGAUAAAGUUGACUUUCAGAGCAAAGGGACAACGCUGAACCUCACAACCCUUCCUGUUGCUAUUGGUCUCUAUGGUUUCUGCUACUCAGGACAUGCUGUCUUUCCAAAUAUCUAUACAUCAAUGGCGAAACCAAGCCAAUAUCCUGCGGUCCUCUUGACUAGUUUUGUUAUCUGUACUUUCAUGUAUGCUGGAGUUGGUGUGAUGGGAUACAUGAUGUUUGGAGAAUUAACAGAGUCUCAAUUCACUCUUAACAUGCCCCAAGAUUUGCUUGCCUCCAAAAUUGCUGUCUGGACUACGGUAGUUAAUCCAUUUACCAAGUAUGCAUUAACCAUGACUCCAGUAGCAUUGUGUCUGGAGGAAUUGAUACCAUCGAGCCAUCUCAAAUCUUACAUGUAUUGUAUCCUCAUCAGAACAGCACUGGUGAUUUCUACCUUGGUUGUGGCUCUCUCUGUCCCAUUCUUCGGUCUGGUUAUGGCAUUGAUUGGAUCUUUACUUACAAUGCUAGUGACCUUGAUACUUCCUUGUGCCUGUUUUCUACGCAUCCUGAGGGGGAAAGUAACUCUGCUUCAGGGAUUGCUUUGUAUAUUGAUUAUUGUUGUUGGUGCUGUAUCGGCAGUCGUUGGAACCUAUUCAGCUCUCUCUCAAAUUAUUGAGAAUUUGAGUUGAUUUUUUUUAUUUUUAUAGUUUAAUAUUUCAACAGUUAAGAGACUUUUUCUAGCCAAUUCCAUUUUAUGGGACUUAAGUCUUGGUUUGGUUUGGUUUAAGAGACUUUUUCUUUUCAUGUUUUUUCCCUCGAUGAAUUCUUAUGUUGACUAGAUGUUGAAUUUUUUAUUUAUGUUUCUUAAUGUUCCCCUCCCCCGGCUGAU